AGGCGAGGCCUCCCGGAGUUAUCCGCUCGGACGGAGGCGAGGGCGUGAGCGAGGAUACAGCGCAGCUAGGGAGCAUAGAUGGUGGACGGUCCUUCAGGGGGGGCAUCGAGCGCAGAGGGUCAUCGACCGCACACCCCAUCAUUGUCAGGCCCAGUACACAUGACGUUGGAGACGGGCACACAGAUGAGCCUCGACCGCAUUUGACGGGGAUGCAUGACAUUAUGUGUCCACCACCCUCACGCCCCUCUGCCGCUGAUCCUGGCACCUACGGGCAGGCCACGCCGAGCGCAUUGCCUACGAGGUCUUUCUACGACGGUGCGGGCAUGGACCGGAGGGCGGGCGAUAUCGAACAGACAUCAGCAUAUGGACCGGCAGAUGUGCCCGCGGAGGCGCGAUCGAUCGGCAACGUCGACGGCACUUGUCAUGAUUCCAUGAGAGCUUACGAGGAGCAGCAUGGGAGGUCUAUACAGGCCAAGACGAGCGAUGUCAACGACACCAGGACGGCAACUGCGAGGCUGUCACGGGCGAGGAAGAAGGGAACAGGUGUGUCGAUUCCAUAUCACCGGCGCCGCCUGCAUCCUUUUUUCCGCAACAGGACGAGACCAGACAGAUGUCAGCUGCCGCAGAUGGACAGGGGGGGGCGGAGGGAGGUGACAGAGUGGACGAAGCAGGUCGAGGUGAGAAGAGACGAGGCGGCACGAUCAUCCUCCACGACAACAGCUCCACAGCCGCUGAGUGCGGUGAGACCACAGGCGCCGACGAUCCUGAUGACUCCGAUUACGUCCCGAGGAUCCGUACGGCGGACGGAGAUGACGGCGGAGGUCGUCGCAUGAGGAUGAGGACUGGACCUGGCCCGGAUGGUCAUUGCACCCUAGCGGCACAUUUGCCGCCUAUUGAUCGAUGGGCGCAAGCUCGUUCUCUGUUGCGCAGACUGGGGGGGCAAAGAUAGACACAAGGGACAUCACUGCCACAUCAGCAGCCGGGGGGGGGAAUCCCUGAGACACGA
Messenger RNA from Chara braunii, 1006 nucleotides. NCBI's taxonomy places the organism in Eukaryota, Viridiplantae, Streptophyta, Charophyceae, Charales, Characeae. The record is from the annotation of a GenBank genome assembly.